AUGGGGGAUGGAAAAUGCACGUUCGGCACGAGGAUGCCUAUUGACAUCCACAUGCUGAACGAAAUAAUAUACCGGGAGGUGAAACACUUCAGGAACUACAAAAUCUAUAGACCUAACUUUGGCUCAAUUCCGGUGACCGGCAAGUUCUACGCCCACCACGACCAACUGAAAGCCGAGUCCAGGGAGCAGACGGAGAAAGUGGAGAAUUAUCACCGGAAUGUGGCGCAGACCAGGGCCAAGGGUCCUCACAGUAAAUACCCCGCACCGGCCACAGAGAACCAGGCAUACGGUUGGUACUACAAACCACUAGAGCCUAUGGACCGCAACGACCGUCGGUUCUACCACCCCAAGAAAGAAAGUUCUCACACCAAAAUCGAGAUCGUCAUCCUCAUGUCAAAUCCUAUGAAGAAGAAAUAA
Messenger RNA from Diatraea saccharalis (sugarcane borer), 417 nucleotides. The record is from the annotation of a GenBank genome assembly. NCBI's taxonomy places the organism in Eukaryota, Metazoa, Arthropoda, Insecta, Lepidoptera, Crambidae.